UCUAAAACUGGGGGGGCUUAACCAAGAGGCCUAAUUGUGCUUUUGCGCAUGCGCCCAGUGCACGUUCAUCACCCGACUGCAUCCGUAUCACAAUGUCUCUGAUAGCGUGGCUGCGGAAAGCGCAACAACCGGAUGGAAGUGUAACUAACUAUCCCACUGGCAUUGACCAUGAAAGCAAUGUCUCAGGUGAAGAAGACGCCCAAGAGCACGCCCAAACUAGCAACGUGGCUGGACCAGCCUCUACAAGUUCUGAAAGCGGCCACCACUCUCACCAGCCCGACGCAACUGAUGCCUCCGAGACAAGACCGGUUGCUGGCGCCCAGCCUCAGCCCACCUUGAUGCCUUGGAGUCCUCACCAACCCUUGCUGUCCUUCCCAUAUCGCACAUUUGCUAAGCAGCAGCGAGCAUUCUGUUCUUCUUGGUAUAGAAGAUACCCGUGGUUGCAUUAUCAAGAAGCAGAUGACAAAGUCUUCUGCUUCUACUGCCAGGUGGCGGAGAAGAAGGACUUAGGCUCAGUUGCUCUGCGCGCUGGGAACUUGGACGAUAAAUUCGUGAGAACUGGCUUUACAGACUGGAAGAAAGCACUCACUAAAUUUGAAAAACAUCAGAAAUCAGUCUUUCAUCGUGAUGCUAUGGAUAUGGUGGUUGGCAAGGAACAGAAUGUUGGGCAAAUGCUAGGGAAAGGUUAUGCAGAAGAAAUGGUUGAGAAUAGGAAUAUGUUACAGAUAAUUAUUAGUUGCAUUCGAUACCUUGCUCGGCAAGGUCUCGCCAUGCGUGGUCGGUCUAAACCUGAAGGUAGUGUCGCUCUUGAAAGGGAUUCCAACUUAAUGCAACUCCUCAUUAUGCGUGCUGAAGACAAUCCGAGGCUCUGGAAAUGGUUAGACAAAUGCCAGGCCAAGUUCACAAGCCCCUGUAUACAAAAUGAAAUUCUCAGUAUCAUGGCAUUAAUGAUUCUGAGAGAUGUUGUUAGGAAGGUAUCGGGAAAGUGGUACACUAUCAUGGUAGAUGAAACUACAGAUUUGUCCAAUACUGAACAAAUGGUCUUCUGUCUUCGAUACGUAGAUGAUGAUCUGGAAGUCCAUGAGGAAGUAAUAGGGCUGUAUAGCUUAGACUCAACUUCUGCUGACUCUAUACUAGCAACAGUUCAAGAUAUCCUGUUACGCAUGAAUCUAAGGAUUGACCAUUGCCGAGGCCAGUGCUACGACGGCGCUAGUAACAUGGCAGAAGCGAAGUCAGGCCGACUCAGGAUGUGUUGA
Corticium candelabrum is the source of this 1256-nucleotide messenger RNA. RefSeq names its product zinc finger MYM-type protein 1-like. Bases 93 to 1256 code for a protein of 387 amino acids. The transcript has 2 exons. NCBI's taxonomy places the organism in Eukaryota, Metazoa, Porifera, Homoscleromorpha, Homosclerophorida, Plakinidae. The record is from RefSeq and is a predicted model, not a curated record.